AUGAUGUCCUCGAUGAAUAACGCUCAACACCACUCGGCCAAUUUCUAUGAGCACACUUUUCUGGGUGAGUACACAUUAUUUUCUGAUUUGCGUCUCGUGUUUUUUCGAGUACAAAAUGGAUUUCUUUCGCGUAUAAAAUAGUCAGAAGUCUUAUUUUUCUUCGCAGAAUCCUCGUCGCACACGAUGAACGAGAGGAACGGAAACGAGAGCAUGUUCUAUCGAUCGAGACCGCAAACUUCGGGAUCCGUCAAGAAAGACACGUUAUCCGUGAGUUUUUAGACAAUUUUUGAUUGUUACAUUGAUCUUAAAGAGCAAAGGCUAGGCUUUUUGAGCUCUGGACUUUAGACCCCUUAGCAUCUGUUCAAUCGAUAGGGCUCGGCACUUUUCAAACACUUGCAAUGAUCCAAUCGGAUCCGAACUUGGCAGGAUUCUUGGACUUGGAUUGAAGUAUGUUAGGAUCAAAUUUCAAAUCAAUUCGAUUAUUUAGUCAGGAGAUAUACUGGCUUGAAUCCUAUGAGCGGUUCUUCCGCAAAAACACCAUCAGUUUCAAACCGAUGUAUCUCAGGAUCAAAUAAUCGGAUCGGUCUGAAACUUGAGCCCAAAAAAUUUCAAUCCAAGUCCAAAAAGUCUGUAAAGUUUGGGUCCGAUCGGAAUAUUUGAAUUUGUGCCAACAGUCGAGUUUGCCUCGCGCCCUACCCUUUAAAUUAUUCGGCCAAUCUCACUAGAGAGCAUUUCCAUUUACCGUAAGCACUGUUAAUUAAAACCGAUAUAUCUCAGCUGCCGGUUGAGAUAACAAAAUGUUGUCAACUGAUAAAUUGUUCUUGGAAAUCUUGUGCACAUUUUAUCAGUUGACAACUUUUGUCGCUCUUUUACACUGCUUACGUUAGGCAGGUAAAACCCUGAUUCAGACAAAUUCGUGGCCGCCGUCCGAAAUGCCGAAGCCGCCGGAACCGCCGACGGAGCUCAGUUUGCCCAACUACGUCGGCACGCCAAACGACGGAAAAGAAGUAUGGGGACCGAAAGGGUAGGUGUUAAAAAACUCGGCCACGCGAAUUGCGAUCCUAGUACAAUUUCUAAAAAAAACAAGUAUGCUUGCAGAAUGCCCAAAAAAGCGGCGGGCGAUGUGUCGUUGAGCGGGAAACAAUUGGUGCCGUUUCUGAUAAAAGCCACGUCGUUUUUACCUUCCGUUAGUUUUUUAAAGCACUUUUUGAUUAAAACAAAAUGUUAAUUGAGGUGAAAGCGGAAGGCGUUCAGUUGCGAAUCCGACAAUUGGAGCAACAAAUCGAGGAGCAGAGCAUUUCGGAAAUGUGCAUCAAGAAGUUGAAUUUCGUUGUGGAUGGUAACAAAUUUUAAGUCAAUUAUUUAUAUUUUUCAUAAACAUAUUUCAGCAAUCGAUCGUGGCGACUACCGAGAAGCGUGGGAUUACUACGAGGCUUUGCAAGAAACGUAUAAAGAAGAGGUUGGUAUGCAGACGCGCUCUAUCGCUCUACGCCCGGCCUGCCGGGCUCAGUCACCUCAUUUCACCUGAUUUUUAGACCCUAUAUUGUUUUUUACAGAUCUCCUGUCAAAACUGGCUCAACGGACUGCGAUUACUGAUUCUCGAGCUGAUUCCACGUCAGAGACCGCCGAGAAUCGCGUCGGCCGGUCAAAUUCGUAGCUGA
This is a messenger RNA of Caenorhabditis sp. 36 PRJEB53466, 1661 nucleotides long. NCBI's taxonomy places the organism in Eukaryota, Metazoa, Nematoda, Chromadorea, Rhabditida, Rhabditidae. The record is from the annotation of a GenBank genome assembly.